Molecule: messenger RNA, 1273 nt
Organism: Camelina sativa (false flax)
Lineage: Eukaryota; Viridiplantae; Streptophyta; Magnoliopsida; Brassicales; Brassicaceae
Source: RefSeq, a predicted model, not a curated record
AUGGUGAAAGCAUCGGACUUUAAAGCAAUUCAAGGGUUAAUUCGAUUGCAUUACACACGGGUCAACCCUGUCACCAUUACCCGCUCAAACCCAUCGGCUUUGUCUUCUCCAGCUAUUCCCUCGAAUGGUGUUUCCCAGCUUCAGUCUAGGUUUAGCUUCCAUAGCUUAUCCUCGAAACCCACUUAUACAAACGUAGGGUUAUCUCAGAUUCUGUCCUCUCCUAAGCUCAGUCCAAAGCUGCAGGCUUUGGGUUUGCCUCGUUUGAAUUUGAGUUUUGCAUCGGCGUUUAGAUUGGUAUCCACUAAGAGCACUGGAUUCCGAAAGGUUGAUGGGAAUUUUGCGAGGAAGGUUGUUGAGAAGCCUGUUAAAGCUGUUAGUUCUACUUUUGCUAGAUACCGUGAGGCUAUAGGGUUGCACAUUGAUGGGUUUUGGAAAAAGAAUAGUCUUUUUGUGUUUGGAGCUGGAGGGGUUUUCGUGUGUAUUUUUCUUUGGAGGAUUAUGUUUGGAAUUGCUAGUACAUUUGUUGGCCUCUCAGAGGGCAUGGCCAAGUAUGGGUUUCUAGCACUCUCCUCUGCCAUCGUAGCAUUUUCUGGACUAUACCUACGCGCAAGGUUCACAAUUAACCCCGAUAAAGUUUAUAGAAUGACCAUGAGGAAGAUCAAUACGGCAGCUGAAAUUCUUGAAGUUAUGGGUGCUCCUCUGUCAGGAUCAGAUUUACGAGCUUAUGUGAUGUCAGGUGGUGGCUUAACAUUUAAGAAAUUCAAGCCAACAAUAAGGAGCAAGCGCUGCUUUCUCCUAUUCCCCGUUCAGGGUUCUGAGAGAAAGGGUCUUGUUAGCGUUGAAGUUAAGAAGAAGAAAGGCCAGUAUGACAUGAAGCUUUUGGCGGUAGAUAUUCCAAUGGCGUCUGGUCCAGACCAACGGUUAUUUCUUAUAGGCGAUGAAGAAGAGUACAGAGUUGGUGGUGGUUUAAUCUCUGUGUUAAGAGACCCUGUUGUGAAAGCCAUGGCAGCAACUAAGGAGUUCGAUAAUCUUGAUAGAAUUGAGGAGGAAGAAGACGCUGAAAGAGAACUUCAAGAAGCCGAACGAAAGCACCGUGAAGAGAUCGAGAAGCUCGAGAAAGAGGGCUCAUAAUUCAUAUUUUUUCUUCCCCAGAAAACUUGAAAACGUUUCUUAUUUACUGGAUAUAAAAACAACACCCGUUUUUUUUGUUGUUGCUAACUUUCGAGAAAUAAUUUUCCCUGGCUAUGUUUAUCAGAGGAUGCUAUUAUGAUUA